Molecule: messenger RNA, 3130 nt
Organism: Lolium rigidum
Lineage: Eukaryota; Viridiplantae; Streptophyta; Magnoliopsida; Poales; Poaceae
Product: transcription factor LHW-like
Exons: 10
Coding region: 58-2739 (893 amino acids)
Biological process (GO): regulation of DNA-templated transcription
Molecular function (GO): protein dimerization activity; DNA-binding transcription factor activity
Source: RefSeq, a predicted model, not a curated record
CGUCGGAAGAGCUAGGGUUUGCUCGUUAGGGUUCCGUUGGGCUGCGGGGUGUCGGAGAUGGCGGUCGGGGAGGCGCUGCGGCGGCUGUGCGAGGAGGUCGGCUGGUCCUACGCCGUCUUCUGGAAGGCCAUCGGCGCCGCUGACCCCGUGCACCUAGUGUGGGAGGAUGGCUGCUGUGGCCACGCAUCUUGUCCAGACGGAUCUGAGGCUUCCGAGGGUGGGUGCGAAUCAGGUGGCGCCGUCUGCACCCUUGUUAGGAAGGUUAUGGCAUCACAGCUUCACGUUGUCGGGGAAGGUACCAUUGGUCGUGCCGCUUUUACUGGGAAUCAUCAGUGGAUUGUCCACGACACUGCCGGUGAUCACGGGCUCAGACCUGAGGUUGCUGCCGAGAUGAAUACUCAGUUCAGAGCUGGAAUCCAGACUAUUGCAAUAAUUCCUGUGUUACCACGUGGUGUACUACAGCUCGGCUCUACUAGUGUGGUUAUGGAAAAUACAACUUAUGUGCUUCAGUACAAGAAGCUUUGUUCUCAGCUAAAUAAUCGAUCAAGUAUGGUUGCAUCUACUUCAGCUAAAAAUGAUUCUAGCCAGAAGGUUCAGCCACGCUCUUCGCAUGGUCUUCUGGGUGUCUACCCUACAGAUACUUGCUCAAAAGCCUUUAAUGGGUCCACAGUGGCUUAUGAACAGUUCUAUGGUGCUGAUGCGACAACAGUGUCAAGCAGUACAUCAGUAAACACUGGAAGGAAAGCUUCCUUGCUUAAGGUGGCACAGAGAAAUGAUGAAGCUAUCGGAGAUCACAGUUUAUUUGCUCCUGAUAUGAGGUUCAGACGACAAACUUCUUAUUGUGACAGAAGAGUUGAAAGUGCCUCACAAAGCAGUGUGGUGAGCUCAGGUUUUAUCUCUUCUACCUCAACAUCAGCAGAAAAGCAUCCAUUGUUAAUCAAUGAUGGACAUCUAGAACUAGGAAACAUGGAAGAGUCAUCAGAUAUAAGAAGUCUUCUGCUAAAAUCUCUUGCACGCCGUAACCCUGUUAUCCAUGAAAAUACAAGCAUGCCCCUGUUGCAUGGAGGGAGUGAGGUGUUGGAUUUUCUGAACAGUCGUGGAAAUUUUGAUUUUCUCCCUGAAGGUAACAGAAUAGUCAAGUCUAACUUGUAUAACAGCUCAACAAGUCAAGUAUUAGACCAAAGUUGUAGGUCUACUUCUGGGAUGACGGUGCACAAUCCAGCUAUUUCAUAUAAAAUCCCCCAAUCUGCCCAACUCAUUAUGAAAAUGGGCAGUCCCAGAAGAGACUCGUGUCAUGCUGCUGCGGCUCUAUCCUCUGGGUCCGAAGUUCAAGCUUUUAGUGGAUUAAAAGCAGAAUAUUCUCAGGAGAAUCAACUGGAUAUUACGGAUAAUGUUUGCCAAAACGUAAAGGCUAAAGAAGUAAACGACUCCAGUUUUGCUGUAAGAAUACAAGGUGUGAAGAAUAUGGAUCGACAGAAGCUACCGGACAUCUCAAGUGAACGAUCUUCCUCAUUUCUUAUGGAUUCAACUACAGGAAAUGAUUUGUUUGAUAUCUUUGGUGCUGAAUUUCCUCACCUGUGCCACAAUGUGGAUGGCGAUCUAACCUGGAACACUGCAAAACAGGAGAGCUCGCAGAGAGAUGCUCCUGAAUCAUCAGUUUAUCCUGACACCUCUCCAGUAUUUGGUGCACUGGAUGACGAGUUCCCUUUUUCGGGAAUCUUCUCACUAACUGACAGUGACCAACUAUUGGAUGCUGUUAUCUCCAGUGUCAAUCCGGUUGGUAAGCAGAUCUCUGGUGACAGUGCCUCUUGCAAGACUUCAUUGACAGACAUGCCUAGCACCUCUUAUUGUGCCUCAAAAGAGGCAAAGCAACAAGAGUCAUGUGGUGCUCCUCCUUUGCUAGUCAAGAAUGAGUUGACCGUUUCAAAUUUUGUUAAACAGCCAUGUUUCCUGGAGAAGACUGAGGAUGGUUGUCUCUCCCAAAAUAAUGGGAUGCACAAAUCUCAAAUACGCCUUUGGAUUGAGAGUGGGCAUAACAUGAAAUGCGAAAGCGGGUCAGCCUCGAAUAGUAAAGGUCAUGAUACACCAAACAAGGCAAACAGAAAGAGAUCUCGGCCAGGAGAGAGUUCAAAGCCUCGACCAAAGGACCGUCAACUCAUUCAGGAUCGUAUAAAGGAGCUCCGGGAACUUGUACCUAAUGGGGCAAAGUGUAGCAUUGAUGCUUUAUUGGAAAAGACCAUCAAGCACAUGGUUUUCUUGCAGAGUGUGACAAAGCAUGCUGACAACCUCAAGGAUUCCAAUGAAUCUAAGAUACUUGGCGGUGAGAAUGGUCCUCUUUGGAAAGACUACUUUGAGGGUGGUGCGACUUGGGCCUUCAAUGUUGGCAGUCAAUCCAUGACAUGCCCAAUCAUUGUUGAGGAUCUUGACCGGCCUCGUCAGAUGCUUGUGGAGAUGAUUUGUGAGGAUAGAGGGAUCUUCCUAGAGAUAGCUGACUUCAUCAAAGGACUUGGAUUAACCAUCUUGAGGGGUGUGAUGGAAGCACGCAAAAAUAAGAUCUGGGCACGGUUCACUGUUGAGGCCAAUAGGGACGUGACUAGAAUGGAGAUUUUUCUCUCUCUCGUGCGCUUGUUGGAACCUAGUUGUGAUGGCGGCGGAUCAGGAGAGAAUCCUGAUAAUGUGAAGAAGCCUCUUGGGAUUGCACAACACCAAAUUAUCCCAGCAACAGGUCAUCUUAGAUGAGCACGGGCAUCAUCAUCCGAGGCAUCUUUCAAGAGCUAAGAGCAGGAGCUCAGUUUACUUCUGCAAUGACUAGCAUCGUCAGCUCACUGAGUAGCAGGUUUCUCGUACCCAUGGAUCUUUCUCAACCGGGCGUGCAGAAAUCCUAACAGUAGAUGCAUGAAGACGUCGGCAAGCGGUUUAACAAAUGAUCAGUAGGAAGUGUUCGGCUUGUAUAAUCUUUGUUUUCUGUUUGUUACUAAUGUUUGUUCUCCUGUUAGUGAGUUUUGUUCUGUUGAUCUAGUGAAUGGCAAUUCUGAGUUGAUCUACUCUUACAAAUCACGAGGAUUUGUUUUACAUGUACCAUGUUUUACUGGGCUACCUUUUGAGGUUUCAUCCGGCGGCAAUUUUACAA